AUUCAUCAAUACUUUUCAAAUUCAUCAAAUAAAAAAAAAUGAUGAAAAGAAUUCCUAUUACUGCUUUCCAAAUUCCAACAUAAAACAGUGCGUCUCAAUCAUUAAGAACUUCAUAUAAAGCAAGUUGAUCCAUCCACAAACUCAACGUCUCAUAUUAACCAUGGAGGCGUCUCAAUACAGGAAGAGAACUCAUAUCCUUCCUGGUUUAGUCAUAACCAAAGUAUUCCUGCUUCUGAUAAUUCCUGCUGCUGCUUCCUCUAUACGCUUCGACUAUCAGCAGUUUCUUGAGACGAGUUAUGAGGACUUGACGUUUGAUGGAGAUGUUUAUCAGCAAGAUGAGGUCCUCCAACUCACCAGAUAUAGAAAAGACAGUGCUGGGAGAGUAACAUACAGCAAAUUGUUGCAACUCUGGGACAAGGAGACAGGAAAAAUUGCAGAUUUCACUACCCGUUUCACCUUCAUCAUUGAUUCACCAGAUAUAAAUCAUCGAGGAGAUGGAAUCACAUUCUUCCUAGCACACCCCAACUUCUCACUUCCAGUGCCACCAGAUGGGUCUGGGAUUGGCCUUGUGGGUCGUAAACAAGUAAUGGAUGAUCCAAAUUACACACUGGAGCAUCCAUUUGUAGCAGUGGAAUUUGAUACCCUUCCAAAUGAUGAUGAUCCGCCUUAUGAUCAUGUUGGUGUUGAUAUAAACAAAAUGUGGACUCCCUACACAACAGAAUGGUUCAGUAUUAAAGAUGGCAGAAAGUAUGAUGCUGAGAUUACCUACAAUUCCAGCUCGUAUCAGUUAAAUGUGUUCUUUACUGGAUAUAAGGAUGAUAUGAGAGUUCAACAAGAUUAUUCCCAUGGGAUUAAUUUGAGAGAGAUCCUGCCAGAUCAGGUUCAGUUUGGUUUCUCUUCAGCCACAGGACUUCUCUGGGAGAUACAUACACUAUGCGCAUGGUCUUUUGAUUCAAGUCUGUUGGGAGAAAACUAGAGGAACAAGACAGAGUUAAUCAUUGGAUUAUAUAUAUAUAUAGUAAUUUGUGGGCUCUCCUAAUCUUGGGUUACGAGAUUGAAGCUGAAUAAAAGAGCCAAGAAAGAUGUUUAGAUCUUUUCUGAGACAAUGAUUUUGAAAGAAGCAUUGGACAGAAUAAAGUUUCCUACAGUAAAAUAGGUCUUCCUAUAGAGAGUCUCUAUAGGUGAAUCAGUUUAUUCGAGUAACUCCGUACUACUAAGAAAAUGGGAUUCUAUGUGGGGGGAAAUCUUUCACAGGAAUACGUCAUCUUCUUUUUUUCUUUUUUUUUUUUGGGCAUAGGAAUAAGUCAUCUUCCUAAAGUGAGAAACUUUACGCUAUCAAUAUCUGUGCUUCUAUUGGAAUGUUGUUGAAUGCAGAACUAGUUAAUUCUUAUGAAGACAUUCUCUUGCAAUUAAUGUGUAAUAUAAAUGAAGCCACUGAAAGUAGCACAAACCAUGCAAAUGUGCAGAAAUGUUAACCAA
Molecule: messenger RNA, 1479 nt
Organism: Neltuma alba
Lineage: Eukaryota; Viridiplantae; Streptophyta; Magnoliopsida; Fabales; Fabaceae
Product: lectin alpha chain
Exons: 3
Coding region: 161-976 (271 amino acids)
Molecular function (GO): carbohydrate binding
Source: RefSeq, a predicted model, not a curated record